CAUAUUUUUGCCUUACACACUUUGUAUAAAUACGAUGCAGUUCAGUGCAUUAGACAUCAGUCUUCUUCAACCAACGAAACUGUCCACAGCCUGACAAUUACUGGUGCGAAGACACUUUAACAAUGAAGACUAUUUUUAUCUUGACAAUUCUGGGGAUUGCUUUUGCAACCACAGUACUUGGGGAAGAGGCACUUGAAUCAUCCUACCUGCGGGUACCUCGUGAAGCCAAACCGGAACCUGAACCUGGGACCAAGCCAUUAUAUAUUCCUCGACCUCCUCCUCAACCACAUCCGCGUCUGAGACGUGAAGCCGAUCCGGAACCUGAACCUGCUAGCAGACCAGUAUAUGUUCCUCCACCUCGUCCACCACAUCCGCGUCUGAGGCGUGAAGCUGAUCCGGAACCUGAACCUGCUAGCAGACCAGUAUAUGUUCCUCCACCUCGUCCACCACACCCGCGUCUGAGGCGUGAAGCCGAUCCGGAACCUGAACCUGCUAGCAGACCAGUAUAUGUUCCUCCACCUCGUCCACCACAUCCGCGUCUGAGGCGUGAAGCCGAUCCGGAACCUGAACCUGCUAGCAGACCAGUAUAUGUUCCUCCACCUCGUCCACCACACCCGCGUCUGAGGCGUGAAGCUGAUCCGGAACCUGAACCUGCUAGCAGACCAGUAUAUGUUCCUCCACCUCGUCCACCACAUCCGCGUCUGAGGCGUGAAGCUGAUCCGGAACCUGAACCUGCUAGCAGACCAGUAUAUGUUCCUCCACCUCGUCCACCACACCCGCGUCUGAGGCGUGAAGCCGAUCCGGAACCUGAACCUGCUAGCAGACCAGUAUAUGUUCCUCCACCUCGUCCACCACAUCCGCGUCUGAGGCGUGAAGCCGAUCCGGAACCUGAACCUGCUAGCAGACCAGUAUAUGUUCCUCCACCUCGCCCACCACAUCCGCGUCUGAGGCGUGAAGCCGAUCCGGAACCUGAACCUGCUAGCAGACCAGUAUAUGUUCCUCCACCUCGCCCACCACAUCCGCGUCUGAGGCGUGAAGCCGAUCCGGAACCUGAACCUGCUAGCAGACCAGUAUAUGUUCCUCCACCUCGUCCACCACAUCCGCGUCUGAGGCGUGAAGCCGAUCCGGAACCUGAACCUGCUAGCAGACCAGUAUAUGUUCCUCCACCUCGUCCACCACAUCCGCGCCUUCGUUAAGGAGGAUCCAAACCUAGCUAAAGCAUACUUAAAGGACACCUAUAUGAAAUUGUAACUUAAUUUGAUAAAAAUACUCUUAAAAUGUAAAUGCUAUCCUGAUACUCACUUAAAUAUUUGUUCUCAUCUAAUUUCCGAAUAAAAUUGAUAUUAUCAUUAAA
Molecule: messenger RNA, 1354 nt
Organism: Osmia bicornis bicornis
Lineage: Eukaryota; Metazoa; Arthropoda; Insecta; Hymenoptera; Megachilidae
Product: apidaecins type 73-like
Exons: 15
Coding region: 123-1196 (357 amino acids)
Source: RefSeq, a predicted model, not a curated record